Messenger RNA from Linepithema humile (Argentine ant), 1239 nucleotides. Lineage: Eukaryota; Metazoa; Arthropoda; Insecta; Hymenoptera; Formicidae. The record is from RefSeq and is a predicted model, not a curated record.
AUGGGCUACACACCCAGCGCAUGGAAACUGGCCAGGGUAGUUUUCAUUCCGAAGGCGGGAAGAACGAGCUACACCAAGGCAAAGGAUUUCAGGCCAAUUAGCCUAACAUCGUUUCUCCUUAAGACAUUGGAGAAGCUGGUGGACGCGUAUCUGAGGGAGACAACUCUGUGGAGUCACCCUCUCCACAAGAAUCAGCACGCGUAUCGUUCGGGCUACUCCACCGAGACUGCUCUACAUCAGACGGUAGCGUUUAUUGAGGAGCAGCUGGAAAGGAAGGGCUACGCAGUGGGUGCUUUCUUGGACAUAGAGGGCGCCUUUAACAACACACCGCACGAGGUAGUGUGUGAGGAAGCCGCCAGAAAGGGUGUCCCAAUAAAGCUCGUUGAGUGGAUCCGGGGCAUGCUAGGGAGGCAUGUGAUGACUUCGCUGGGAACUGCAAAAGUCUCAGACGGUUUAUUAAGGGCACUGGACGAUAGAGGCUUCACUGCACAAGGCUACGCGGAUGACGUGGCAAUACUUGUGCGAGGCCCGUUCCUAGAGACGCUUCUAGAGCUCAUGCAGGGGGCACUGGAAGUUGUAGAAGAGUGGUGUCAGAGGACAGGGUUAGCGGUGAAUCCACUGAAAACCGGUCUUACUGUCUUCACUCGCAAAUACAAGGUGGGCAUCAUUGUGGGACCCACUCUUGGAGGAGUAAGAAGGACCUUUGGCCAGACUUGGGGCUUGAAACCGAGCAUGAUACACUGGAUCUACACAGCCAUACUUCGCCCCAGACUCACAUACGCAGCCGUAGUAUGGUGGACUAGGGUGCAAAAGAAAACAGCCAUAGUUGCGCUGGAACAUGUCAGGGCUCUGAUUUUGAGAGGGGCCCUGGGUGCUAUGGUUACGACACCAGUGGCGGCGAUGGGCGUAAUGUUCGGCAUCAAACCAUUUCAUCAGGUGGUGGUGGCUGCUGCAGCAACGGCGGCAUACCGUCUAAGAUGCGAACUAAAAUGGAAGAAGGGAGCCCGGCAUACGAGGCUGCCGGAAGACGUUCUGCUGGAUCCGAUAUUCGAGAUGCGACAGGACAGAAUACCUACUAUUCGGGCUUCUGAUAGGCGCUUCAAAGUGCAUAUACCGAGGCCGGAGGAGUGGGAAAAGGAAGGUGGAAACUUAGGGGCUCGAGUGCGUAGAGGAAAUGUCUGGUAUACGGACGGCUCCAAGACGGACACGGGCUCCGGGGCCGGCUUCUUUGGCAGUUGA